AUGGAACUAGAUGGUGAGUUUAACUAUGAGCGUGAUGAGCAAAUCAUCCCCAAGGUGCUUUGUUGCAUGUGUGGUCUUUUAAUUGACAGUAAUCCAUGUAAUAUGUGUCCUUCUUGUUUACGCUCACAUGUUGAUAUUACCGCCUCCCUGCAGAAGGAAUAUAUUAUUGUCUACUGUCCAGAGUGUGCACGUUAUUUACAACCACCACAGUAUUGGAGUCGUGCGGAUCUUGAAAGUCGUGAGUUACUUACUAUUUGCCUAAAACGUAUAAAAGGUAUGAAUAGAAAUGUUUUUAAGUUAAUGGAUGCUGGAUUUAUAUGGACAGAACCACACUCUAAACGAUUAAAGGUGAAAUUGGUACUCCAAAAGGAGGUGAUGAGUAAUAUUGUUAUUCAACAGGCAUGUGUGGUGGAGUACGUGGUGCUUUGGCAACAGUGCCCGACCUGUCAAAAGGUGGCAACGGGUCAACCCCAAUGGGAUGCAUGUGUACAACUUCGACAGAAGGCCGCACAUAAGAAAACAUUCUUAUAUCUUGAGCAACUUAUUUUAAAACAUAAAUUGCAUGAGAACUUUACACGUAUUGAAUCCCAACCAGAAGGAUUGGAUUUCUUUUUUGGUCAUAAAAGUCAUGCUAUGAACUUUUUAGAGUUUUUAAAUCGUAAUAGUCCUGUUACUCGACGAGAUGCGGUUCAGUUGGUUUCACAUGAUAGUAAGAAUAACACAGCUGUUCAACAUUACACCUUUUCACUUGAGAUUUCUCCAGUUUGUCGAGAGGAUUUAUUAUUAUUACCUUAUCAAAACUAUUAUCUUAAGCUUGGAGGUCUUGGACCACUUGUUCUUGUGCAUAAGGUUUACAGCAGUAUUGUACUUCUCGACCCAAAGACCCUUCGCGCUGGUGAAUUCACUGGAACCUUUUACUGGAAAAAACCAUUUCAACCCCUUAUGAAUUCCCGUCAAUUGACGGAGUUUUAUGUUCUCCAAUGCAAUUUAACAGGUGUGACGAAUGGACGUUAUCAACUUGGUGUAGUGACGGUGUGUCUCUCCAGUGAAGUUGGGGCUGGACGUGAGUGGAUUGUCUCCUCGCAUCUCGGCGGUAUUCUCCAGCCCGGUGAUCUCGCGAUGGGAUAUCUGCUGGAGGGCACCAACUUCAAUAAUGAGGAGUGGGACAGCCAGCGGUAUAAACCGGACCAACUGCAGGAAGUCAUUCUCGUGCGGAAACACUUCCCCGCCCAGAAGGCGCGUCGGCACAAACGUGUGUGGAAACUUAAACAUUUGGAUGUGAUGGAUCCCGUCGCGAUGGGCCGAUCGGCGAAACUGCAGGAGGAGUUGGAGGAGGAGCGGCGGGAGUUUGAGGAUGAUCUCGAGCGGGAUGCCGAACUCCGCCGCGAUGUGCCCAUCUACAAGAUGUUAGACUCCGAGUUGGCAGAGCGACAGGGGAAGAAGGAUAAACGGGAAUCAACCACACAACAACAGGAUCAUCCUAACGGUACAACUACUACUCAACAAGAAGCAGAAGAAGAUGAGGAUGAUGAGGAGGUACCGCAGAUUGGAUUGGAGGAACUUUUGGAUGAACUGCGUAUUGAGGAUGAUGUGAUUGAUAAUGAUAACGCCGUGAAUGCCACAGCACAGGGAGCAGAGGAGGAGGAAGAGGAGGAACAUUUACGGAAGAAACAGCGGGCGGAGUAA
Messenger RNA from Trypanosoma theileri, 1686 nucleotides. Its product is annotated as nonsense-mediated mRNA decay protein 3. The coding region runs from base 1 to 1686 and encodes 561 amino acids. Gene Ontology annotation, molecular function: ribosomal large subunit binding. Gene Ontology annotation, cellular component: cytoplasm; nucleus. Gene Ontology annotation, biological process: ribosomal large subunit export from nucleus. The transcript has a single exon. The record is from RefSeq and is a predicted model, not a curated record. NCBI's taxonomy places the organism in Eukaryota, Euglenozoa, Kinetoplastea, Trypanosomatida, Trypanosomatidae.